Molecule: messenger RNA, 2187 nt
Organism: Malassezia restricta
Lineage: Eukaryota; Fungi; Basidiomycota; Malasseziomycetes; Malasseziales; Malasseziaceae
Product: DNA replication licensing factor MCM5
Exons: 1
Coding region: 1-2187 (728 amino acids)
Biological process (GO): DNA replication; DNA replication initiation; double-strand break repair via break-induced replication
Cellular component (GO): MCM complex; nucleus
Molecular function (GO): 3'-5' DNA helicase activity; DNA replication origin binding; ATP binding
Source: RefSeq, a predicted model, not a curated record
AUGUCUGGCUUCGAUGCAGGUCGCGUGUACUCAACGCAGGCCGUUGCUGUAUCAUCCACAGCACAAGCUCCAGAUGCACCCGUACAAAAUGAGACGGCCUUGUUCGAGUUUGUCCAGAAUUUCCGACUAGGUGCUGAGUACAUUUAUCGUGACCGGCUACGAUCCAACUUGCUUGUGAAGCAGUACGUGCUUGAUGUACAGCUCGAGCACAUUCAGAUGUGGAGCCCGCAUCUUGCGCAGGCUCUGCGCGAGACGCCUGCUGAAAUUCUAUCGCUAUUCGAGGCGGCUGUCAAGCGUUCCGCGCGUCUUCUUUUGUACCCCGUGAGCGCGGGCACAGAGCGUCCUGAAGCGCCUGAUUGUCAAGUGACGCUUCGAUCAUCGGCAAAUUUGAUGGCAAUGCGGGACUUGCAUGCAGAAAACAUAUCACGACUUGUUCGCAUCCCGGGUAUCGUCAUUAGUACGUCGGUGCCAUCGUCGCGCGUCACACAUCUGCAUCUCAUGUGCCGGGACUGUCGAGCCGUAAAGACCAUUCUCGUAUCAUCUGGAUUUGGCGGUUUCGUCUUGCCGCGGCAGUGCGAUGCCCCCAAAGUUGAUCCUAGUCUAAAAUGCAGUGUGGAUCCUUUUGUCAUUUUGCAUGAACGAUGCUUGUUUGUGGAUGCUCAAACGAUCAAGUUACAAGAGGCGCCGGAUAUGGUCCCAGUGGGCGAACUUCCACGACACAUGCUCCUAUCUGUCGAUCGUGCGCUAUGUGGCAAGGUCGUGCCGGGUGCGAAUAUCAUCGCCACGGGCAUUUUUUCAACCUUCUCGAGCAGUCGAGGUGGCUCAACGCCGAAUGCUGUGGCGCUUCGAACACCAUAUCUGCGCGUUGUAGGACUGGAAGUGGAUGCUGGUGGCGUGAGCGGACGAGGCGUAUCGCGUGUAUUUACAGCUGAAGAGGAGGAGGAAUUUGGACGCAUGUCCAAGUCGCCUGACUUGUACGAAAAGUUUUCUGCCAGUAUUGCGCCGAGUAUUUUUGGCAGCAACGACAUUAAAAAAGCCAUUACGUGCUUACUUUUUGGAGGAUCAAAGCGUGUGCUUCCUGAUGGUAUGCGUCUUCGUGGUGAUAUUAACGUGUUGCUACUCGGUGAUCCCGGUACAGCUAAAAGUCAAUUGCUCAAGUUUGCAGAAAAAGUCGCGCCUAUCGCAGUGUAUACAAGUGGAAAGGGCAGCAGUGCAGCAGGUCUGACGGCAUCUGUCCAGCGCGAUGCAAACUCCCGCGAAUUCUUCCUAGAGGGCGGCGCGAUGGUAUUGGCCGACGGUGGUGUCGUGUGUAUUGAUGAAUUUGAUAAGAUGCGAGACGAAGACCGUGUCGCGAUCCAUGAAGCCAUGGAGCAGCAGACGAUUUCGAUUGCCAAAGCGGGUAUCACGACGGUCCUCAACUGCCGUACAUCCGUACUGGCAGCAGCAAAUCCCGUAUGGGGCCGUUACGACGACCUCAAGUCCCCAGGCGAGAACAUUGAUUUUCAAACGACCAUUCUGAGUCGGUUUGAUAUGAUCUUUAUUGUUAAGGACGAGCAUAACGAGUCACGGGACCGCACGAUUGCCAAGCACGUUCUUGGAAUCCAUAUGCACGGCUCUACCGACCAGACCGAUGCGGAGGGUGAGAUUGACCUGCAGCGUAUGAAACGCUAUAUUGCUUAUUGCCGUGCGCGGUGUGCUCCGGUCCUGACGAACACCGCUGCUGAGAAAUUGUCGAGCCACUUUGUUGCUAUUCGAAAGCAGGUUGCACAAAUGGAGCACGAUCAUGACGAGCGCUCUGCCAUUGCCAUCACAGUUCGUCAACUCGAGGCCAUCAUCCGUAUGAGCGAGAGCAUUGCCAAGGUGACGCUCAGUCCAUAUGCGACUGAAGAGCAUGUGGACGAGGCGAUCCGUCUGUUCCGUUUCAGCACCCUCAAUGCCGUGGAGAGUGGUAAUGUAGAAGGCAUGACGCGUGGUGAGUUGCAAGAAGAGGUCCAGAAACUCGAGCGGGAAAUUCGGCGGCGUAUCCCGAUCGGCUGGACGACAUCCUAUGCUCGACUUCGAAUGGAAUUUGUUGAUGCCCAGGGCUACUCAUUACACGCUCUCGAGCGUGCGCUCUAUAUCCUCGAAAAGCGCGACGUCUUGCGCUUUUCGAAUCAGCGCAAGACCAUGACUCGUACGGGUGUGUAG